AUCGGGCACUCCGCGGCCGGGGCAGGGCUAGGAGCAAGGCGACGGGAAGAGAAGAGACGUCGGUUCGGUUCCUACGGUGGGCGAGGGACCCCGAGGGGGGUCAGCAAGAGUCGGCUGCCAAGAUGGCCCAGUGGAACCAACUUCAGCAGCUAGACACACGGUAUUUGGAGCAGCUCCACCAGCUGUACAGUGACAGCUUUCCAAUGGAACUCCGGCAGUUCCUUGCACCCUGGAUUGAAAGUCAGGACUGGGCCUAUGCUGCCAGCAAGGAAUCCCAUGCCACACUGGUGUUCCACAACCUCUUGGGGGAAAUUGACCAGCAAUACAGCCGCUUCCUCCAGGAAUCAAAUGUUCUUUACCAGCACAACCUGCGCCGGAUCAAGCAGUUUCUGCAGAGCAGGUACCUGGAGAAACCAAUGGAAAUUGCCCGCAUUGUAGCCCGUUGCCUAUGGGAAGAGAAUCGGCUGCUGCAGACUGCAGCCACAGCAGCACAGCAAGGCGGGCAGGCAAACCACCCUACAGCUGCAGUUGUGACAGAGAAGCAGCAGAUGCUAGAACAACACUUGCAAGAUGUAAGAAAGAGGGUGCAGGACCUAGAGCAAAAGAUGAAAGUGGUGGAAAAUCUCCAGGAUGACUUCGAUUUCAACUACAAAACCUUAAAGAGUCAAGGUGACAUGCAAGAUCUGAAUGGAAAUAACCAGGCAGUGACACGACAGAAGAUGCAACAACUGGAGCAGAUGCUGUCAGCACUGGAUCAAAUGCGGAGGGGAAUUGUGAGUGAGCUGGCUGGGCUCUUGUCAGCCAUGGAAUACGUGCAGAAGACGCUGGUGGAUGAGGAGCUGGCAGACUGGAAGAGGAGGCAGCAGAUUGCAUGCAUUGGUGGCCCGCCCAACAUUUGCCUUGAUCGCCUCGAGAACUGGAUAACAUCCCUGGCAGAAUCCCAACUUCAGACACGCCAACAGAUCAAGAAGCUGGAGGAGCUCCAGCAGAAGGUCUCGUAUAAGGGUGAUCCCAUUGUCCAGCACCGACCCCUGCUGGAGGAGCGCAUUGUGGAAUUAUUCAGGAAUCUCAUGAAGAGUGCAUUUGUGGUAGAGAGGCAGCCAUGUAUGCCCAUGCACCCAGAUCGCCCAUUGGUUAUCAAAACUGGGGUACAGUUCACAACGAAAGUGCGGUUACUGGUUAAAUUUCCUGAGCUCAACUACCAGCUGAAAAUCAAAGUCUGUAUUGACAAGGAUUCUGGUGAAGUGGCUGCCCUCCGGGGGUCCCGGAAAUUUAACAUCUUGGGCACAAACACAAAGGUGAUGAAUAUGGAGGAGUCCAACAAUGGCAGCCUCUCUGCAGAGUUCAAGCAUUUGACACUACGGGAGCAGAGAUGUGGUAAUGGUGGAAGAGCAAACUGUGAUGCCUCUCUCAUAGUCACGGAAGAGCUCCAUCUCAUCACUUUUGAGACCGAGGUUUAUCACCAAGGGCUGAAGAUUGACCUAGAGACCCACUCACUUCCUGUAGUGGUGAUCUCCAACAUCUGCCAGAUGCCAAAUGCCUGGGCAUCGAUCUUGUGGUACAACAUGCUGACAAACAAUCCCAAGAAUGUGAACUUUUUCACCAAGCCGCCUAUUGGCACUUGGGACCAAGUUGCAGAGGUGCUCAGCUGGCAGUUCUCCUCAACCACCAAGCGAGGCCUCAGCAUUGAGCAACUGACGACGCUUGCAGAAAAACUCCUUGGGCCUGGCAUCAAUUAUUCUGGAUGUCAGAUUACAUGGGCAAAGUUCUGCAAGGAGAACAUGGCAGGCAAAGGCUUCUCUUUCUGGGUCUGGUUGGAUAAUAUCAUUGAUCUGGUGAAGAAGUACAUCCUGGCACUCUGGAAUGAAGGGUAUAUCAUGGGUUUUAUCAGCAAAGAACGGGAGAGAGCAAUUCUGAGCACGAAGCCUCCAGGCACUUUCCUGUUGCGUUUCAGUGAGAGCAGCAAAGAGGGUGGAAUCACCUUCACAUGGGUGGAGAAAGACAUUAGCGGGAAGACCCAAAUCCAGUCAGUGGAGCCAUACACCAAGCAGCAGCUGAACAGCAUGUCCUUUGCUGAGAUUAUUAUGGGCUACAAGAUUAUGGAUGCCACCAACAUAUUGGUCUCCCCACUUGUCUACUUGUACCCUGAUAUUCCAAAAGAGGAGGCUUUUGGAAAAUACUGCCGUCCAGAGAGUCAGGAGCACCCCGAAGCCCCUGAUCCAGGUACAGUUCCAUAUCUGAAGACCAAGUUCAUCUGCGUGACCCCGACAACUUGCAGUAACACCAUUGAACUACCCAUGUCUCCCCGUACACUUGAAUCCUUGAUCCCUUUUUGUGGUAACGGUGAGGGAGCCGAGGGAAAUGCCAGUGGCCAGUUUGAGUCCUUGCGAGUCUUUGACAUGGAGAUGACCGCAGAGUGUGCCAACUCACCCAUGUGAUUGACCCAUGAUAGGCUACUGUGACCUGUUCUGGCUUCUUGGCAUGAAACAUUUCCUCUUCUUGCAGCACUGUGGAGCCUAACUCAGCCAGGCUCUGCUUGGGCAGGAGACAUUUGAUUGUGAGUCCUUCUCUAGCCACUCCGAGUCUGCCGUGGCAGGCAGCUCUUUACGUGAGCUCAUUUGGCUUGAAGAGAGGCUCUGCCACUUCAUUUUAGUUGGGGGAUAUCUAGAAUUAUUUUUCCUUCUGUAUAAAAUUUGAUUGAGGGGUGACUUAUUUUGUGAGAUCGAUCCAAGUGCCUCUUCGUGUCCCCUCAUCAGCGUUAUCUUUUGGCCUUCUGUGCGUGUUUAUCCUGCAUGUCACCAAAGGCUGCUUCUCCAACUAGUGCUAGCUAAGAUUCAGGUGUUUUCCCAUUACUGAAAUGAAUGGGCAGGCAGGUUUCAGCAAUGAAAGAAGAAACAAUAAGGGGCAGAGUCUUAGAGAUGGAUGCAUUUUUCACCCUCUCACCUUUGCUUUUUAAGACUUCUGAGACUGGUAGCAAGCUAAACAUAAACCCAGUACAACAGGCCUGCAAGCUAUGGGGAGACUGUUCUCCCAGGGAAAGGAUAGUGGCCUGGUUCCCUGAGCAUCUUGGAUGAUGCUGGCAGGCAUAUGGGAUUUUGUAAUGUGAUUUUUCUUGCACUCAUGUCAAUUUCAGCUUUACUGGUGGGGAAUAGUGCUUGGGAGAAAGUGGUGUCCCUAUGGCUGCAGAGCAGUUCCAUUCCGAUUUAAGCCCAGAUCACCCAGUGAAACCCCUGGGCUCACUCUCCUUGAGGACUCCCUAUUUAGGGGGAACUCUUACCUUUCACCAUUAAGACCACGAAUGCAGACACAGCAAAAGUGAGCUAAGAUUUCAACAAGUGGCUGCGGCUGCAAAACUGUUGCCAGCAUUUAGUUCCAGUUAUCUGUAGUUAUUGUCUAUUAUUUAUUACAUUUUUUUAUCCUGCCUUUCCUUGAAGGAGCCCAGGCAGUGCUGUCCCCCACCCCCACCCCUUCUUCCUACUGACCAACUCCACUUUAUCCUCAUGGCAACUUUAUGAGGUUGGUCAGCUGAGCGAUAGUGACUGGCUUAAGAUAUCCCCAGCCUGCUUCAUAGCUGAAUGGGGUCUUCAACCUCUGCCCCAUGGAAGACAUCCCACAGUUCCAGCCACUACAUCUUGAUUGUAUGUUAGGAGCAAACAGUAACUAAUAUAAUUUUUAAAAGUGUACCAGUAUUUCUUUUUCUCAUUCCAAGUUUUUGUUGCUUGGGCUAGCCCAGAACCCCCAAACCACGUGCCCUCCAGAACUGUUGGACUGCAACUCCCAUGAUCCAUAGCCUGCUGUCUUAAGGGAGUUAUUGGAUCUGGAGUCCCAAUAUAUCUGGGCUGCACCCAGUUGGGAGAUGCUGGGUUAGCCCAAUUUCUUUACUUAAGAAGGGUUGCCAUACAUCAGACUUGACUUGAUGGCACAUGAUGAUGGUGGUGAUGAUGAUGAUGAUAUAUAAUCAGCUGUAGUAUUCUCUGCCCAGCUAUUCUGUCUGCAUCCAUAUGUCUCCCUUGUUCUCCCAUUUGUGGCUUAGUGACUUAGCUCCAGCUAUACCUGAUGCUGCUAGUAGCUGUUUGCCUAUGAUAUUGGCAGUCGGGUUUAGGAAAUGGAAAAUCUGGAUGCUGAUACUCUAGCUGUAUGUCUGAGCUGUUGGGCUUGAGGGAGCCGCCCGGUAGGUCUACCGCCGAUGAGACAGGGUGAUAACUUCUUUGUUUCUCCACAGUAUUAUUUAGAAGGAUAAAGGGUUAUGCUGCUUUAAAGGGAGCGUUUGGGAGCUGUGGUCCUGCACAUUUGGAAGGCAACAGGUUGGAAAAGCCUAUUAUAACUGCUCCGCCUAAUGUACAGCUGCACUGGUUCCUUGAAUCUAACCAAAUAGCUUAUUUAUGCCAAAUUCCACUUUGUAUCAAGCUACUCCCCUCUCCUCCCUGCACCACUCGAAAACUUCCUUUUUCUCUGUAGCUAACUGCUCUCUGAAAGCAUAAUAAUGGUAAAAAUGUUUUAUAGAUUUUAUUGAUGUAUCUAUGGGCUUCAGUUUUCUCUUAAAUAAAUCCUGAUAUGACAUUU
This is a messenger RNA of Pogona vitticeps (central bearded dragon), 4563 nucleotides long. The record is from RefSeq and is a predicted model, not a curated record. NCBI's taxonomy places the organism in Eukaryota, Metazoa, Chordata, Lepidosauria, Squamata, Agamidae.